AAACGUUUAAAACGAGGUUAGGUUGAAUAUUUUUCAUUUUUUCUCUCACAACAAAUCAAAUAAUUUUGCAUAAGAACAAAAAUUGAUAAAAAUACUAUAAAUUAAUCCCAAUUAUUAAAAAUAAUGGGUUCAUCAUCAAAAAAACAUCGCAAAGAAUCCAAAAAACAUAAACGUUCCCGAUCUGACUCUGAAUCCUCAGAUGUACGAGUGGAAAAAGAUCGUGACACCUCCAGACGUCGUCAUCGUCAUCAUCGUUCACAUAAAAACGAUGGAGAAGAAACAAGAUCUCGUUCUGGAUCUUUAGUUCCAAAAAGUAGUAGCAAAUCUACAGAAGAACGUCGUCACAAACAUAAACACAAGAAACAUAAGGAACGUCAUCAUAGCAAAGAUUCCUCAAGAAGAAAAGAAGAUGUAAUCGUUUCUUUGGACAAUUCUGAAAGCGAUAGUUCUGAUUGUGUGGAAGUUCCAAUUGAAGCUGAAGAUGGGAGUACAUCAAAAUCCCAGAAGAAAUCUUCGGAAAGCGCCAGAAAUGAUGAAAAGUUGCUGUUGGAGAGGGAACAGCGCGCUCGGGAGAGAGACCAACGAGAUCGGGAGGCAGAGCUUCGUGAGCGUGAGAAGCGGGAACAUGAAAAGGAAAAGGAACGCGAACGGGAAUUCCGUGAGCGUGAACGCGAGCAUCACGAAAGGGAAAUGGCUCGGGAGCGUGAACAAGCUCGAGAUAGAGAAAGGGAUCGUGAGCGUGAGAAGUAUCGUGAUCGUGAACGAGAUCGUGAUCAAGAUCGAUAUCACGAUCAAGAGCGAUAUCAUCAACACCAAAGAGAGUCGCAACAACAGAAACCUUCCUCCUCGUCGAGAAGGGAGCCAGAGAAACGUAAAGAACGUUCACCUUCUCCAAUUCCUGAAAAUGGAGCUGGGGACUGUUUGUCCAUUGAAGAGACCAACAAGAUUCGUCUCAAAUUGGGCUUGAAGCCACUUGAAGUCGAUUCUGGGCCAAUUAAGCCAUCAACAGCUGCGGCUGAAAAGUCUUCAAAUGAAGAAAAUAAUAAAAGUGGCGCCCAACUGAACAGUUACAAGGACGAAUGGGGCGAGUUCUUGCAUAAACCAGCUGAUAACUUGAAAGACAAGGCUCAGGCGGAGAAGUUGCGUGACAAGUUAAAGCAGAAGAAGGAAAAGAGAAUGUUGGAAGAGAAGCUUAAGCGAAUUAAAACACUGGGCGAGUCUGAUGAUGAGGUCGAUGAUGUCGAAAAAUGGGUGAACCGUAACAAGAAGAAGGAAGACAUGCGCAAGGAAGCUGAAAUGAGGGCCAAGGCAUUGGAAGAAAUGGAUGCAGAAUUUGGAGUUGAUGAGUUGAUGGAGAAGGACAAACAAGAUUCCAGGCGCAAGGCCUACAACGAUAAGCAUCUUCGCGGUCUGCGUGUAGAUCACGAUAUGGAAGACUUCUCCGAAGGCAAGACUGUCAUUCUAACUCUUAAAGACAAGGACGUUUUGGAUGAGGAGGAUGAUGCUUUGGUCAAUGUCAACAUGAUGGACGACGAACAUUAUCGCAAGAAUGUCGCCAACAAAAAGAAGAACCCAUUAAGCUAUGGUUAUGAUGUGUACGAGGAGCAAUACGAUAUGCUCGGUAAUCCUAUUGAUCGAGGAAUUCUCGGAAAGUAUGACGAAGAAAUUGAAGGUGCCCAAAGGAAGAAAAACUUUGUCAUUGGAGAUAAUCUCGAAGAAAGAAAAGAACAACAGAGGAAACUGUUGGAGAUUAAAACAAAAUUGGCAGGAAAACGAUUGGAAACUCUUGAAGAUACGAGGAUUCAACUGGCCUCAGAUACAUACACUGAAGUUGAGUUGGCUAAGUUCAAGAAACCCAAAAAGAAGGUCAAAAAGAUACGACAAAAGUUGAAGGCCGAUGAUUUGCUUCCAUUGGGUGGUGAACCAGCUGAAAAGCAUUUCGGUCGACGAGGAAGAAUUCAUGCUGGUUCUGAUGACGAUGUGGAAAUGGUUCCCGAUGAAUCCGAGAUGAAACACAAUAUCGACGAAGAAGAUGAUUUGCAAAAGGUUCUAUCCAAGGCUCGCAAGUUGAAACAAAAAGAGUCGCUUAUAAAGAAGACUCUUCCAGUCGAUGUAACAGAACUAAAAGCCGAAGUCAAGGAGGAGCCAGAGGAUGAAGAUGAACAGACGAAUGGCCUGAAAGAAGGUCACAUAACACUGAAUGCUACAGCAGAGUUCUGUAGGACAUUGGGUGACAUUCCGACCUACGGAAUGGCUGGUAAUCGUGAUGAGGACUCUAACGAUAUGAUGGACUAUGAGGUGGAGGAGCGUGUCAACGAGACGAAGCAGGAAGAGCCUGAAGCUAGCACUGGAACGUGGAAUUCGGUAAAUCCAGAGGAUGUGAUAAGACCCAUGGAAGAUGACAUAUCCAAUGAUCUCGGAGAUGUAGCUAUUUUAGACGAAGAACCAGAUGUUGGUGCUGGUGUUGGAAAUGCUCUGAAACUUGCUUUGUCCAAGGGAUAUUUGGAAAAAGACGAUAAAAAUCGUCCGAGUAACUCAAAGUUGUCCUAUUUGCAAGCUAAGAAUUAUUCCAUUGAAGAUAAAUCUGCUGGGGAUGACGAUAAGUUUGGUCGACGUGAUCGCUUCCAUUCCGGACCGAUUAUGGAAUUCCGCGACAAGGAAACAUUCAAACCGAAUGUUAAAUUGGAAUACAUUGAUGACAAUGGCCGGAUUUUGAAUUUGAAGGAAGCAUUUAGAUAUUUAUCACAUAAAUUCCAUGGCAAAGGACCAGGAAAGAACAAGAUUGAGAAGAGACUUAAGAAAAUGGAACAAGAUGGGUUGAUGAAGACAAUGAGCUCAACAGAUACUCCAUUGGGAACCCUUACAAUGUUACAACAAAAACAAAAGGAAACCAAAACACCCUAUGUUGUGCUAAGUGGUGGCAAACAAGCUGCAGCUGUAAGCAAUACAACAAUAUCCAAAUAUAAGUAAAACAUACAAAAAAUACCAAUACCAUAGAAUAUAAGAGUACUUUUUUGAAAAUGUACUAUUAGUUUAAAAUCUUUAUGCAUUAUACAAAUAAAUAAUAAUC
Molecule: messenger RNA, 3070 nt
Organism: Episyrphus balteatus (marmalade hoverfly)
Lineage: Eukaryota; Metazoa; Arthropoda; Insecta; Diptera; Syrphidae
Product: U4/U6.U5 tri-snRNP-associated protein 1
Exons: 5
Coding region: 124-2970 (948 amino acids)
Biological process (GO): maturation of 5S rRNA; mRNA cis splicing, via spliceosome
Cellular component (GO): U4/U6 x U5 tri-snRNP complex
Source: RefSeq, a predicted model, not a curated record